GUAAAACUGGGAGAUGGUUUGUUUUGUUUGUGGACAGCGGUAACCAUUACUUUCUCGUGGACAAAACCAUACCACAGACAAAAGAGGUUCGAUAUCAGUGUAUUUGCCAUACUAGUUGAGUACUCACCUCUCAGUCGACUGAACAUGUCUACAUUACAGAUGUUGCGCGUGUUCUUAAAUGAGCGUUUAACGGCGGCUGCUGUGGAGAUUUUCGGGGCAGUUGAGAAAACGGUAGUCGAGUACCAGGAAGAGAAUGAUCGGCUACGGAGACUGCUUCGGAAUGCACCGGACAUAAAACUAUGUAGAGAAGAGUCCCUUCGGUUAUCUGUUGCCGUCACUGAAGAUGAGGUUCCCCCUGGGCAGCAGCACUCUGAGCAGGAGUGGAGAACCAGUCUGCAGCAGGAGGACCUAGAACCCACACAGAUUAAAGAGGAACAGGAGGAACUCUGGACCUGUCAAGAGGAAGAGCAGCUUCAAGAGCAAGAGGCUGAUAUCAUAGUUUUCAAAUUCCCUCCAAUUUGUGUGAAAAGUAAAUGUGAUCAGGAGAACCCAAUUCAGUCCUCUUCUCUUCCCCAAACCCAGACGGCGGAGAACAGAGACAGUAACUCUAAACCAGUUGAUCUUCCACAUUUUGUCACUGUUACCCACCUAGAGGGUCUCGACAUUCCCUGUGACCCUCCAGAUAAUCAAAACAAUGCCUACAGCCACAGCUCAACUGUAAGAAGCGACCCAGUAGGACUUGACAGCAGCCCACCGUUGAAUUCCAACUCAUCAAUGAGGGAACACUGUUCCAAACCCAGCACCACGUCUAGAAAACCUCACCGCUGCUGUGACUGUGGUGAAAUAUUUGCUCUGCUAGCUGACCUACAGGGGCAUGUGACUCUCGCCAAGAAGAGACCCAGCGAAUGCCGCCUCUGCAAAAUACACUACAACUCCACCUGUAAAUUAAAGGCUCAUGUCAGACUCUGUCACGUGGAGAAACCCUGCACCUGCCCCUUUUGUGGAAAGACCUUCAAACUCAAAGGACAUCUGUCCAGACAUAUGAGGAUUCACACAGGAGAGAAACCAUUUAGCUGUGGUGACUGUGGGAAGAGCUUCAUUCAGAAGGGGGACCUAAGGAGGCAUGUACUGACUCACACUGGAGAGAAACCAUUUAGCUGUGGUGACUGUGGGAAAAGCUUCAAUCGGAAAGGGAACUUGAACUUGCACAUACUGACUCACACUGGAGCGAAUGUCCACAAAGAAAGAAACAAAUAAAGAGAACAGAAUGAAAACACAGAGGAAGCGAAUUAGGACAAAGACAUCUUGUUAGAAGAUGGACAACACUCUUUGGAAAAGCAAAGCAACUCUGGAUCAUUCAUUCUCUGGGUUUUAGAUAAAUAGAUGUCAUGAAUUUACUUUUGUAAAACAUUCUAUGAACAAAGUUUGAUUUUAUGUACAGAGUACAGUAAUUAAACAUACAGGUCUUCUGAUGUUUUCAUGUUCUUAUAAACCGGAAUUCCUGGUAGUUUGUUUUGGAAUGUCUCCCGAAUACCGUAGUCUGACUGAUGUUAUUGAUACAUUUAAAAAAAAGAAUACUCCAGAAAA
Molecule: messenger RNA, 1587 nt
Organism: Salmo salar (Atlantic salmon)
Lineage: Eukaryota; Metazoa; Chordata; Actinopteri; Salmoniformes; Salmonidae
Biological process (GO): regulation of transcription by RNA polymerase II
Molecular function (GO): RNA polymerase II cis-regulatory region sequence-specific DNA binding; DNA-binding transcription factor activity, RNA polymerase II-specific
Source: RefSeq, a predicted model, not a curated record